Coffea eugenioides is the source of this 1745-nucleotide messenger RNA. Its product is annotated as inositol-tetrakisphosphate 1-kinase 1-like. Bases 191 to 1285 code for a protein of 364 amino acids. Gene Ontology annotation, molecular function: inositol-1,3,4-trisphosphate 5-kinase activity; inositol-1,3,4-trisphosphate 6-kinase activity; ATP binding. The transcript has a single exon. Gene Ontology annotation, biological process: inositol trisphosphate metabolic process. The record is from RefSeq and is a predicted model, not a curated record. Gene Ontology annotation, cellular component: cytoplasm. Lineage: Eukaryota; Viridiplantae; Streptophyta; Magnoliopsida; Gentianales; Rubiaceae.
CUAUAAUAAGUACUGUAGUGAGUGCCAGUCUCUGGUGAGGUAUGGCGCUCAACUUCGAUACUAGUACGAAUAUUAUAAUUACACAAUAAUAAUUUGUGAGAAUGUGGUUGGUUGGAGUGGAGCAGUGACCUGAACUUCACGCAGAGUGGGGUGGAGUAGGGUUUGUACUACUAGUAUUUCCGAUUUGCUCAUGGAUUGUCGUCCAUCGCCUAGCGCCGCCGCAGGAGCAGAAGAAGCAGGAGGAGAAGCACCGCCACCAACAACAUAUCGCAUAGGCUACGCGCUUUCACCAAAGAAAGUGGAAAGCUUCAUCCAGCCCUCUCUCCUCAAUCUCGCCAAACAACGCCACAUCCAUCUCCUUCCAAUCGACCUCCACAAGCCCUUAUCCCACCAAGGCCCUUUUGAUUGCCUCCUUCACAAGUUAUCCGGCCCCGACUGGACUCAACAGCUCCGCCACUUCUCUUCCCUCCACCCUGACGUCCCCAUCAUCGACCCUCCCGACGCCGUCCUCCGCCUCCACGAUCGCCUUUCCAUGCUUCAAGUCGUCCGCGACUUACACCUACCGGAACCAAUCGACGAAUCCGACUCCUCUUCUUCUUCUUCUUGCUCUUUCGGAAUCCCUCACCAGGUAUUGGUCCCAGAUUCCCAACAUCUCCGAGAACAGGGAUUGCCUAGCCCCCUCGAGUUUCCGGUGAUCGCGAAGCCCUUGCUUGCCGACGGGACCGCCAGCUCUCACCAGAUGUCCUUGGUCUUCAAUCACCAAGGAUUGAAGCAAUUAGAGGAGGAGGAGGAGGCGCCAUUUGUACUGCAGGAGUUUGUGAACCACGGCGGCGUCGUCUUCAAAGUCUAUGUUGUUGGGGACUACGUGCAAUGUGUCAAACGGAGGUCCUUACCAGACAUCCUCAUGGACGACGACAAACCAUUGGGAGGAUUGGGCGCCUCCCACCACAAUUUGUUGACCUUUUCCCAGAUUUCAAAUCUCGCCACCGCCGCCGCCCCUGCCCCUUCUUCUUCGUCUUUUAAGAAUAAUGAUGAGCAGCAGCUGCAGGAGGAGGAGGCAGCCCAAAUGCCUCCGGUGAGUUUCCUUACUCGCUUGGCCAAGGCCUUGAGGAAUGCCUUGGACUUGCAUCUCUUCAACUUCGACGUAAUCAGGGACGGUCGGUUUGGGAAUCGGUACCUUGUCAUUGAUAUUAACUACUUUCCCGGUUAUGCUAAGAUGCCCUCGUACGAGACUGUCUUAACUGACUUUUUUCUGGAUCUUCUGCGCCGCAAACAACAACAAUAAUUGCCACUCUACUACAAGUACUAGUGCUUUACAGUUACAAGAGAAGAGGAGCAGCAGCAGCAAAAGCAACAAGGACUGGACUGGAUGCUUUUAUUAACUAGCAAGCUAUUAGCGCUGUUGAAUAUUUUUACUCGCUGCUGCUCACUCUUCACUUUCUCCUAAUGACUAGUAGUGCUAAAUAACAGAGGAAGAUCUUCAAACCCUUUGACAUAAAUAAUCCUCAUUUUCAUGGUGACCCCUGAAAUCCCACUCAUAGUACUAGAUAUGUUGGACCAACAGGUUUUCAGUUGGUUGGAGACAUUUGCUGUCCAUGAAUUGACUACGACCUUUUUUUUGUUUGUUUAACUUGGUGUGGUCAACAUUUGAUUGAUUGAUUAUCAGGUGUGGCUGCUGUUAGAAUUCUGUCUGUGUGUCAGUACUAUCAUGGUUGGAAUCUAAUCUAAACUCGUUUUGAUUUGCA